GUUGAUCUGGAGAGGUUGAGGGACCAAUGGCUGACCACUCUCACUACGAGACAAGAGUACCUGGACCAGCACCUGCAGAAGAUGGUCCAAAAGCCCGAUAAGUCAGAGGAUGACGUGGAGAGGGAGGCCCAGCUGUUGGAGUGGCGUUUGACCCUGACAGAGGAACGUAACGCCGUCCUGUUACCUUCGGCUGGUAGCGGGAUCCCUGGAGCCCCCGCAGAGAGAGUCCCUGUUCCUGGGAUGGAGACUCACAUUCCUGUCCUCUUCCUGGACCUUAGUGCUGAUGAUUUCCAGGACAACCUGUCUGCUCCGCUGGCUGGAGGUCUGGACGCUGUGCUGAACCAUGAGGAUGAGGAUGAGUUCUUCGACCUGCACAUCGUCAAACAUUCCGAUGAAGAGGUUGGUGCGGAGGCGGCGUGGGACUCUACGGUACAUGACUGUCCCCAGUUGAGUCGCGGCGCGUCGGCUGACCUCCGAGUGUACCUGACAGUCAGGGUCGUAGUUCAGCUCUCACACCCUGCUAACAUGCAGCUGGUCCUCAGAAAACGCAUCUGUGUCAACCUAGCUGGACGACAGGUAGGAGUCACACACACACACUGGACAACAGGUAGGAGUCACACACACACUGGACAACAG
Molecule: messenger RNA, 636 nt
Organism: Oncorhynchus masou masou (cherry salmon)
Lineage: Eukaryota; Metazoa; Chordata; Actinopteri; Salmoniformes; Salmonidae
Product: kinesin-like protein KIF13B
Exons: 5
Source: RefSeq, a predicted model, not a curated record